Messenger RNA from Miscanthus lutarioriparius, 225 nucleotides. Lineage: Eukaryota; Viridiplantae; Streptophyta; Magnoliopsida; Poales; Poaceae. The record is from the annotation of a GenBank genome assembly.
AUGGCGCUGCCGGCGCCGGCCCCCUCCACCCCGCCGCAGGUCACGGGAAGACGGCGCUGCGGAGUGCGAGGGGUGCGCAUGGGUUGCUUUGGCGACCCCGAGAUGAAGCGGCGGCGGCGGGUGGCGGGCUACAAGGCGUACGCCGUGAAGGGCAAGGUGAAGGAGUCGCUCCGCCGGGGUCUCAGGUGGUUCAAGCGCAAGUGCUCCCGCAUCUUGAGUUUCUGA